Molecule: messenger RNA, 1392 nt
Organism: Exophiala bonariae
Lineage: Eukaryota; Fungi; Ascomycota; Eurotiomycetes; Chaetothyriales; Herpotrichiellaceae
Exons: 2
Coding region: 1-1392 (463 amino acids)
Biological process (GO): transmembrane transport
Cellular component (GO): membrane
Molecular function (GO): transmembrane transporter activity
Source: RefSeq, a predicted model, not a curated record
AUGUCACUGAGUUUCCCCCUUGCCCUCUCCAGCAUCCUCGGCCGCAAAAUGUCCGCUGUCCGUUUCUCCUCGCUCGUUAAGACUGGAGGUCAAUACCACUGGGUGGCUGUUCUUGCUCCUGUAAAGAGUCGAGCGGUCGCAUCGUGGUUUACAGGAUGGAUCUCCAUAGGAGGCCAGAUCGUACUUACCGCAUCUGCAGCCUUCGCAGGUGGACUGCAAUACCAGGCCCUCAUCACACUGAAUCAUCCCGACUCAUAUGUCCCACAGCGAUAUCAAGGAAUGAUGUUCUACUGGCUCAUUCUUGUUUACAGUGCCGCGAUCAACAUAUGGGGAGUGAAAAUACUUCCGCAUGCCAACCUCACAGCCGGGGUUCUACAUGUCGUGGGCUUUCUAGUUAUCACGUCAGUGGUUGGCGCAAGAUCUGAGAAGCACUCAGCCAAUUACGUUUUCGUCGAAAUCUCGAACUCUAGUGGUUGGUCCAGCGACAGCCUGGCUUGGUUGGUAGGCUUGCUGAGCUGUGUCUAUCCCUUCCUUGGGUAUGCUGCUUCUGUAUAUCACAAAAGACAUAAAAAUGACCACUUGAGUAGGUAUGAUGCCGCUGCACAUUUGGCCGAGGAGUUGCCCAGUCCUGCAAGGAAUGUUCCAUUGGCAAUGGUCGGUUCUGUGGUUGCAAACGGAGUCCUUGGCUUCAUAUACUGCCUGGUUUUGCUUUUCUCGCUUGGGGAUCUUACCGAAUUGCUGGAAUCACCCACCGGUUUCCCGUUCAUCCAGCUCUUCCUCAAUGUCACAUACUCUCAGGCUGGCGCUACGAUCCUUGCUUUGAUCAUAUGUCUCAUCGCCAGCGUAGCGAACGCAGCAGGGCUCACUUCCGCAAGCCGAACCUUCUGGGCUUUCGCACGAGAUGAUGCUGCUCCAUUUUCCAAAUACUUCUCCCACGUAGACCAGAAAUUGCAAGUGCCGGUACGAAUGAUCGUCUUAGUCUCGGUCUUGCAGGGACUGUUGGGAUUCAUCUACCUCGGAAGUACGACUGCUUUCAAUGCCAUCCUCUCGAUGGCCAUUAUUGGAACUUAUCUGUCAUACCUUCUUCCGGUUAUUUAUAUGGUACGCUUUGGACGCCCAAGACUCUCGCCAGCCGAAUAUGGACCUUUCAGACUCGGUAAAGUUGGCGGAAUAGUGGUCAACAUCAUCGCAAUCAUCUGGCUAAUUUUUGCAAUGAUUUUCUCCACAUUUCCAAGUCUUCAGCCUGUGACGGCUCAGAACAUGAACUAUAGCACAGUGGUUCUUGCCGGGUGGGUUGCGGGUGGUGCUAUAUAUUAUUUCCUGGUGGCGAGGAAGGUGUACCAUGGCCCUAUUGUCGAAACUGAGACCUUGACUGCACAGGUACCAAAGUGA